Messenger RNA from Drosophila navojoa, 829 nucleotides. Its product is annotated as P43 5S RNA-binding protein. The record is from RefSeq and is a predicted model, not a curated record. Lineage: Eukaryota; Metazoa; Arthropoda; Insecta; Diptera; Drosophilidae. Gene Ontology annotation, cellular component: nucleus. Gene Ontology annotation, biological process: regulation of transcription by RNA polymerase II.
AUUGUAAAAAAUUUGAAAUAAUAAUCAGAGUGGGGAAUAUAGCUAUCAACAAAGCCUGCUAUUGAGUGAUUCCAAAUAGCGUGCAGCAUUAACUAGUUUUAUUUUUCUUUACGUGGAACUGGACUUGGCAUUUGCUGCUGAGAAACUUAAAAUAAAUGCAAAGAAUUUUCAAAUGGAUGCAAACAAGAGCUUCAAAUGCAACGAACCCGGCUGUGGCAAAGCCUUCUGGUAUAAGGCGGCGUUGAAACGACAUUUAAACACGCACAAGGAGAACGAUCCAGAUGCACCCAUUGUUUCUUGGGGCUGCAACAAUUGUACGAAAAUGUUCACAACAGUCGAAUCGCUGCGACGACAUUUCAGAACUGCCCAUGGCUCUGUCUAUGUCUACCCCUGUCAAUAUGAAGGCUGCAACCAGAUGUUUCAGCGCAAGGAUAAUUUAACACGUCAUGCGGCCUCGCAUGCGGACAAUAAGCAUUGUUGCGACAUCUGUGGAAAGUCCUUUGCCCGCAAGGAUGCGCUGACAAGGCACAAAGUCAUUCAUACGCGAAAGGCCCAAGCAGCCGAAACUACAUCGAAGCAAAGCCAAACUAGAUUGAACCCUGUUCUCGCCAAGCACAGAUCUGUGGGCUCUUCAAUGUGAGAGUAAAAUGAAAUAAGUGAGUAUAAAACAUCUGAAAUGUUCCACAAUUUCAUAACUUAAAUCUGAAACCAUAUUUACAGGUUGGCAAAGUGCUUUAGAAAUUAAUAGGUUAAACAGCAUUUGAAAUACAAAUUUCUUACAAUAAAGUUGAAGCUUUGGGUAAAUAUGCUCAAUAAAAAAAAUAAAUAA